Messenger RNA from Helianthus annuus (common sunflower), 393 nucleotides. Its product is annotated as trigger factor-like. NCBI's taxonomy places the organism in Eukaryota, Viridiplantae, Streptophyta, Magnoliopsida, Asterales, Asteraceae. The transcript is spliced from 2 exons. The record is from RefSeq and is a predicted model, not a curated record. The coding region runs from base 1 to 393 and encodes 130 amino acids.
AUGAUGAAGAAAGUGUUGGAAAAUUUGAUCGGAAAGCCAAUUGAACAAAGAUUUGAAGAAAUAGAGCUUGAAGAAGUAAGAGCAAGACGUAAAGCUGAAAUCGAAGCUGAAAUGAAAAACAAAGGGGCAAUUGUUCCAUCAAAAGUUGUUGAAUCGUCUAUUCUUGAUCCUUGUCCGAUAAGUUCUGUUUCUGGUGAGAUUGACGAUGAUGAUGAUAUUCUGAAAGAUGAUGCACAUGAUGUUUAUUCUAUACAUAAUGAUGAUGAUGACGAUGACAAUGAUGAUGAUGAUCAAGGUACUUCGGGUAUCAAAGUAACUGAAGCGUCAAAUGAAGAGAAGAUUGAUGAAUAUGUUCAUGAUGAUGCGAACGAAGAACCUGAGAAUGCAAUGUGA